Messenger RNA from Lodderomyces jiufengensis, 1272 nucleotides. RefSeq lists its product as uncharacterized. Gene Ontology annotation, biological process: poly(A)+ mRNA export from nucleus. Bases 1 to 1272 code for a protein of 423 amino acids. Lineage: Eukaryota; Fungi; Ascomycota; Pichiomycetes; Serinales; Debaryomycetaceae. The record is from RefSeq and is a predicted model, not a curated record. The transcript has a single exon. Gene Ontology annotation, cellular component: nucleus.
AUGUCCGAAGAAGAUCACAUCAUACAGCAAGAUGAAGAUCAACCACAAGUCAAACCAGAUUUUAAUGAAGAUGAUUAUAUUCAAGAACCAGAAUCACCAAUUGAUAACGAUAAUGUGAAAUCUAACCUAGAAGAAGAACAAUUACAAGAAGAACCAGAAUAUAGCGAAAAACAAGAAAAUGACACACCACUAAGUCCUGGAGUAGACGAAUCAAAUAUAGACCCAAAUAUACAACAACAACAAGAAGAUGAUGAAGAUGACGAUGUUGUAAUAAAUUCAAUGAAAGCCAAAAGAUAUAAUGAUGACGAAUCAAGAUUCACAACUCAAAAAAAAUUGAUUAGAAAAUCAAGACCUGAAUUACCCACCAACGACGACUUAAAAUAUGAAGAAGCACCAGACGGAUCAAAUUAUAAUGAUAUGGAUCCACAACAAAGAAAAAGAAUGGAAUUAGAAGAAAAAAUGUCUGCAGCUAUUAAAGUAAAAUCAAAUAGAAGAAGAAAAGCAGAUGAAGAUGAUAUUGAAAGAAUGCAAGAUGAUAAAAUUGAUCAUUUAAAAGAAUUAAUGAUCAACGCGGCAAAUUUAGAUGUUGAUAAAAACACUCAAGGAUUAAUUGCAACUGAAAAAUUAAAAUUAUUAGAUGAUGUUUUAAAUAUGUUAUCAAGAGCUGAUUUAGCUAUUUCAAUAUUAGAUAAUAAUUUAUUAGAAGCUGUAAGAUUAUGGUUAGAACCUUUACCUGAUGCAAGUAUGCCAGCUUAUCAAAUUCAAAAAGAAUUAAUUCAUGCAUUAGAACUGUUACCUAUAAAAACUGAUCAUUUAGUUGCAUCAGGUAUUGGUAAAGUAUUAGUAUUUUAUCAAAGAUCAAAAAGAACAGAACCACAACUAAAGAAAAUUGUUGAUCGAUUAAUUGGUGAUUGGACAAGACCAAUAUUAAAUAAAUCAGAUUCUUAUAAAGAUAGAUCAGUUCAAUUUGGUGAAUAUAAUAAUGCAAAAUACAAAAAUAAAUUAUCAUCUACAACAAAUAAAAAAGCAGAAUCUAAAACUUUAUAUGAACAAAAUGCAGAAAGAAGAAAAAGAGCAGCAAUACCAACUGCAAGAACAGCUGCUUAUAAAAUUGCCCCAAGAGUUGAUCCAAAUUCAUUAAUUGGUAAAUCUGGUAGAGGAUCUGUAUAUGAUGAAAGAUUUAGAAAAAUAAAUCAAAAAUUAAUGGGUGCAAAAAGAAAAACAACUAGAAAAGGUGGUCCUUCUAUUGAAGGUAGAGAUUUAAGUAUAUAG